Molecule: messenger RNA, 2046 nt
Organism: Iphiclides podalirius (scarce swallowtail)
Lineage: Eukaryota; Metazoa; Arthropoda; Insecta; Lepidoptera; Papilionidae
Source: the annotation of a GenBank genome assembly
AUGUCGACUGAAAUGGACCCACAAGUGAUACAAUAUGUGCCAUUUAUGUCUUUUGUGCAUCCUUCAUUUUGGCAUAGCCUUACAGAUAUAAAGUUGAACGUAGAUAAAUUAAACGAAAACAAUAACCAAAUUACCGGUCGUUACACUUAUCGUGAUGAUGUUGGCACAGUGUUCGAAGUUGAUUGUACGUCCUUUAACAGGGUACCUGAUACUGAACAAUUCUAUCUCAAUGUCACUGGAACAGUUAUGAACAAAAACACAAUAGAAGACUUUAAGAAUAUUGAUAAAGCAGCCCUACUCAAUGGAAUAGGAGAACUUAUAUGGCCAACAAUUAAAGCAAAGACUUGGAUACCAAAUCCUAAAUGCCUAUUAAAUUUUAUUGUUUUAUCUUUUGCUGAUCUCAAAAAAUUCCAUUACUUUUACUGGUUUGCAUUCCCCAGUCCUAGUCAGCCUACUGUUUAUCUCAAACAGAAAAGUGAACCUGUCACAUCAAUUUUUAACAAUAAACAGUUGGAGGAAUUGGACAAAGGUUUCAAAUGUUUAGACACAGCACAGAAAUAUUUCUUUGUUAUUACAAAGAAUGGUGACAGCAUUGAAGUUGGUCCAUUAUCAACAGUUUUAGAUUCAAACAAAAGUGAACAGAGUGCUAAUGAUAUUGAAUUUUCAAAGAGGUUUUUUGCAUUUGCUGAUCCUAGCAAUGGAUCAAAUGCUGGAUGGCCUUUGAGGUUGUUGAUUGCCGCUUUAUUGGAUCACUGUCCUGAUUUGGGUGAUAUGAUUAUCACAGUUAUAGGACUGAGGUGUAGUGUUGGCGGUGGCAUAAAUAAUAGUUAUGUCUACAAUGUCAAAAUACCACAGAAUGUUCAAAAGACAGAUGCUUACGGUUGGGUUGGUUGGGAGAGGAACGAUAAGGGUAACUUUGGGCCCAAACUUGCAAACAUGUCUGCGUCAAUGGAUCCAAUUAAACUAGCCGAUGCAUCUUCUGAUCUCAAUAUAAAGUUAAUGAAAUGGCGUCUAGUGCCGAACAUUGAUAUCGACGUGAUGAGGAAUACCAAAUGUCUAUUACUGGGAGCCGGUACACUUGGAUGUCACGUUGCUCGUGGCCUCCUGGCCUGGGGUUUCCGUCAUAUAACUUUGUUGGACAACGGCAACGUUUCGUAUUCGAACCCGACGCGCCAAGUGCUGUUCAACCACAAAGAUUGCGUUGACGCGCGCAAGAAGGCGGUAGCUGCCGCAGACAACUUGAGACUGAUUCUGCCUACUGUACAAAGCCGCGGAAUAGUCGCCCACAUACCGAUGCCCGGGCACCCAGUCGGGGAUUCCCUGGUCGAGGAGACAAUGGCCAGCCUCAAACUGAUAAUCGAUUCCAUCAUUGAGCACGACGUCAUAUUCUUGCUCCUCGACACGAGGGAGGCAAGGUGGCUGCCAACGGUCAUCGCGGCAAACCACGGCAAGAUAGUUAUAAACGCUGCACUCGGGUUUGACAGUUACCUAGUAAUGCGCCACGGUGUUGCUCUAUCCAACCCGGGCAAUACCGCAUCCGUUGAUAACACUUUUGUACCGGGCGGCCAGUUGGGCUGUUACUUCUGCAACGACGUGACCGCUCCGGGCAACUCUAUGAAGGAUCGAACGUUGGACCAGCAGUGCACGGUUACGCGGCCAGGUGUCGCUUCCAUUGCGGGCGCACUGGCGGUAGAAAUGCUCGUCGGACUGUUACAACAUCCGCUGGGGGUGGACGCACCUGCAGUAUACAAUCUAAACGAUGAUGGCGGAGAAGAUGCCGAUAUGCAGGGUGUCCUAGGCCCAGUGCCACACUCCAUCCGCGGCUUUCUGCACUCCUUCCAAACGAUUAUGCCGACCUACGCUAAGUUCAAGCAGUGCAUAGCCUGCUCCGAUGUUAUCAUAAAUAAGUACAGGGAUGAUGGCGUGAAGUUCCUGAUGGAGGUGUUCAACAGCGGCAAGUAUCUUGAGCAGCUGAGCGGAUUGGAGGAGUUGCAGUGGAUCGCUGAAGUGACGGAGCUGCUGGUGCUUUCGGAUGAAGACACAGAG